GCCACCCGCUUGCCUGCGGGACACCGGAGUCAAGAGGCUGCCCACGCCGCUGCCUGUCCUUUCCACGGUUCCGAGGUGUCCACCGACUCCCCGCGCGCGGCAGGCGGCACCAAACUCUGCGCUCCUGGCGGUGCGCUCUGCCCGCGCAGUGCGCGUCCAGACGAAAUCCGCCCCGGGCUUUGGAAGUGCAGGGCUGGGGGCUGCAUGGAAGUUUCCCCAAGAUUUGAAGUUGAAGAUUUUUCAGGUCAUAAUAUGAAAAUGUUGCUAAUUUUGUUCCUCGUGAUAAUUUGUUCCCAUAUUUCUGUGAACCAAGAUUCUGGCCCUGAGUAUGCAGAUGUCGUGUUUUUGGUGGACAGCUCCGAUCGCCUGGGAUCCAAGUCCUUCCCAUUUGUGAAAAUGUUCAUCACCAAAAUGAUCAGCAGUCUCCCCAUAGAGGCCGACAAAUACCGUGUGGCCCUGGCCCAGUACAGUGAUAAACUUCACAGUGAAUUCCACCUGAGCACCUUCAAAGGCAGGAGCCCCAUGCUGAACCACCUCAGGAAGAACUUUGGAUUCACUGGCGGGUCCCUGCAGAUAGGAAAGGCUCUUCAGGAGGCUCACAGGACUUAUUUCUCUGCACCCGCAAAUGGGAGAGACAGGAAACAGUUUCCUCCAAUUUUAGUGGUCCUGGCUUCAUCUGAGUCUGAGGAUGAUGUGGAAGAGGCUUCAAAGGCCCUGCGGAAAGACGGAGUGAAAAUCAUCUCUGUAGGGGUGCAGAAAGCUUCUGAGGAAAACCUGAAGGCCAUGGCCACGUCUCAGUUUCAUUUCAACCUUCGGACAGUCAGAGACCUCAGCAUGUUUUCCCAAAACAUGACGCACAUCAUCAAGGAUGUAACAAAGUACAAGGAGGGAGCAGCUGAUGACAUCUUUGUAGAAGCUUGCCAAGGCCCUUCUAUGGCCGAUGUUGUGUUCCUAUUGGAUAUGUCAAUCAAUGGAAGUGAGGAGAACUUUGACUAUCUUAAAGGAUUCUUGGAAGAAAGUGUAUCUGCCCUUGACAUAAAGGAAAAUUGCAUGAGGGUUGGCCUUGUGGCCUAUAGCAAUGAGACAAAAGUGAUAAAUUCACUGAGCAUGGGCAUAAAUAAGUCAGAGGUUCUCCAGCAUAUACAGAACCUUUCUCCCCGAACUGGGAAGGCCUAUACUGGAGCUGCCAUCAAAAAGCUCAGGAAGGAAGUUUUUAGUGCACGGAAUGGCAGUCGGAAGAAUCAGGGGGUGCCCCAGAUUGUCGUGCUGGUGACCCACCGAGAUUCAGAAGACAACGUGACAAAAGCAGCUGUUAACCUCCGACGGGAGGGUGUGACCAUCUUCACCCUGGGCAUAGAGGGCGCCAGUGACACCCAGUUGGAAAAGAUAGCAUCCCACCCUGCUGAGCAGUAUGUCUCCAAACUGAAGACCUUCGCUGACCUGGCUGCUCACAACCAGACAUUUCUGAAGAAGCUACGGAACCAAAUAACACACACAGUCUCUGUCUUUUCAGAGAGGACCGAAACGCUCAAAUCUGGUUGUGUGGACACUGAGGAAGCAGACAUCUAUCUGCUGAUCGAUGGCUCAGGGAGCACCCAGGCCACAGAUUUCCAUGAAAUGAAGACCUUCCUGUCAGAGGUGGUAGGGAUGUUCAACAUUGCUCCCCAUAAGGUGCGGGUUGGGGCCGUUCAGUAUGCUGACAGCUGGGACUUGGAAUUUGAGAUCAAUAAAUACUCCAACAAGCAGGAUUUGGGAAAGGCCAUUGAGAAUAUCAGGCAGAUGGGUGGGAAUACAAACACAGGCGCAGCACUGAAUUUCACACUGAGUCUGUUGCGAAAAGCAAAGAAGCAGCGAGGAAACAAAGUUCCAUGCCACCUUGUUGUCCUGACAAAUGGCAUGUCCAAGGAUAGCAUCUUGGAGCCUGCAAACAGACUGAGAGAAGAGCACAUCCGAGUUUAUGCUAUCGGGAUCAAGGAGGCCAACCAAACACAGCUGAGAGAAAUUGCAGGAGAGGAAAAGAGAGUGUAUUACGUGCAUGACUUUGAUGCAUUGAAAGACAUAAGAAACCAAGUUGUUCAAGAAAUCUGUACUGAAGAAGCUUGCAAAGAGAUGAAAGCUGACAUCAUGUUUCUGGUGGACAGUUCUGGAAGUAUAGGACCUGAAAACUUCAGCAAAAUGAAAACAUUUAUGAAAAACCUGGUGAGCAAGUCUCAGAUUGGACCAGAUCGGGUGCAAAUUGGUGUAGUCCAGUUCAGCGACAUCAAUAAGGAAGAGUUUCAGCUCAACAGAUUCAUGUCCCAAAGCGACAUUUCAAAUGCAAUAGACCAAAUGGCUCACAUUGGACAAACCACCCUGACUGGUAGUGCCCUGAGCUUUGUGUCUCAGUACUUCAGCCCCACCAAGGGCGCCCGGCCCAACAUCAGAAAGUUUCUCAUCCUCAUCACGGAUGGUGAAGCUCAGGACAUAGUAAAGGAACCAGCAGUAGUGCUUCGGCAAGAAGGUGUAAUCAUCUAUUCUGUGGGAGUGUUUGGCUCCAAUGUCACCCAGCUUGAGGAGAUCAGUGGGAGGCCCGAGAUGGUUUUUUAUGUUGAGAAUUUUGACAUUCUGCAGAGCAUUGAAGAUGAUCUUGUUUUUGGAAUAUGCAGCCCCCGUGAAGAAUGCAAGCGGAUUGAAGUUUUAGAUGUUGUGUUUGUCAUUGAUAGCUCUGGCAGCAUUGACUAUGAUGAGUAUAAUAUCAUGAAGGAUUUCAUGAUUGGCUUAGUGAAAAAAGCUGAUGUGGGCAAGAAUCAGGUCCGGUUUGGGGCUCUGAAGUAUGCUGAUGACCCAGAGGUGCUGUUUUAUCUGGAUGACUUUGGCACAAAACUGGAGGUAAUUUCAGUGCUCCAAAAUGACCAAGCCAUGGGUGGCAGUACUUACACUGCUGAGGCACUGGGCUUCUCAGACCACAUGUUCACUGAAGCCCGGGGCAGCCGCCUGAACAAGGGGGUCCCCCAAGUCCUCAUUGUGAUCACCGAUGGGGAAUCCCAUGAUGCUGAUAAACUCAAUGCCACGGCAAAGGCCUUGCGGGACAAAGGCAUUCUUGUCCUGGCUGUGGGGAUUGAUGGUGCCAAUCCCGUGGAGCUGUUAGCCAUGGCAGGAUCAAGCGACAAGUACUUCUUCGUGGAGACUUUUGGAGGUCUGAAGGGAAUAUUUUCAGAUGUGACAGCCAGUGUCUGCAACUCUUCAAAAGUCGAUUGUGAAAUUGACAAAGUAGAUCUUGUUUUCCUUAUGGAUGGUUCAACUAGCAUUCAGCCAAAUGACUUCAAGAAAAUGAAGGAAUUUCUGGCAUCUGUUGUUCAAGACUUUGAUGUCAGCCUCAACAGAGUGCGAAUAGGAGCGGCCCAGUUUAGCGAUACCUAUCACCCGGAGUUUCCACUGGGAACUUUCAUAGGUGAAAAAGAGAUAUCAUUUCAGAUUGAAAACAUCAAGCAGAUCUUUGGAAACACACACAUCGGUGCUGCACUCAGGGAGGUGGAACAUUACUUCAGGCCAGACAUGGGCAGCAGGAUAAAUACAGGUACCCCACAGGUGCUGCUGGUCCUUACAGAUGGCCAGUCCCAAGACGAGGUGGCCGAGGCCGCGGAAGCCCUGAGACACAGAGGUAUCGACAUCUACUCCGUGGGCAUUGGGGAUGUGGAUGACCAGCAGCUCAUUCAGAUCACCGGGACUGCAGAGAAAAAACUGACAGUGCACAACUUCGAUGAACUGAAGAAGGUCAAUAAAAGGAUUGUUCGCAACAUCUGUACCACAGGGGGUGAAAGCAACUGUUUCGUGGAUGUUGUGGUGGGAUUUGAUGUCUCAACUCAGGAGAAAGGGCAGACUUUGCUUGAAGGUCAGCCUUGGAUGGAAACCUACCUUCAAGACAUCUUACGUGCCAUCAGCUCCCUCAAUGGAGUAAGCUGUGAGGUGGGCACAGAGACUCAGGUCAGUGUGGCUUUUCAAGUGACCAAUGCCAUGGAAAAAUAUUCUCCCAAGUUUGAGAUCUACAGUGAAAACAUACUGAAUAGCUUGAAGGAUAUAACAGUUAAAGGACCAUCUCUUCUCAAUGCAAACCUCUUGGAUUCUCUAUGGGAUACAUUUCAGAAUAAAUCAGCUGCUCGAGGAAAGGUGGUCCUUUUAUUUUCAGAUGGAUUGGAUGAUGAUGUUGAGAAACUUGAACAAAAAUCUGAUGAACUUAGAAAAGAAGGCCUGAAUGCCCUCAUAACUGUUGCUCUGGAUGGACCUGCUGAUUCAAGUGACUUGGCUGAUCUUCCCUAUAUUGAAUUUGGGAAAGGAUUUGAGUACAGGACACAGCUCUCUAUUGGCAUGAGAGAACUUGGAAGCCGGCUGUCAAAGCAGCUGGUCAAUGUUGCUGAAAGGACAUGCUGCUGUUUGUUCUGCAGGUGCAUUGGAGGAGAUGGCACAAUGGGAGAUCCUGGACCACCAGGGAAAAGGGGACCUCCAGGUUUUAAAGGCAGUGAAGGCUACCUGGGAGAGGAGGGAAUCGCUGGAGAAAGAGGAGCCCCUGGACCAGUGGGAGAGCAAGGUACUAAGGGAUGCUAUGGCACCAAAGGUCCUAAGGGAAACAGAGGACUAAAUGGACAGGAGGGAGAAGCUGGGGAAAAUGGAAUUGACGGAUUAAACGGAGAACAGGGUGAUAAUGGUCUUCCUGGAAGAAAAGGAGAAAAGGGUGAUGAGGGAUCUCAGGGAAGCCCAGGGAAGAGAGGGACUCCUGGUGACCGUGGAGCAAAGGGCCUGCGAGGGGAUCCCGGAGCUCCUGGAGUUGAUAAUAGCAUAGAAGGACCCACAGGCUUGAAAGGAGAACGUGGAAGACAAGGUAGAAGAGGCUGGCCAGGCCCCCCCGGGACACCAGGCUCCAGAAGAAAGACAGCAGCUCAUGGCAGAAGGGGACAUACAGGCCCACAGGGAACAGCAGGCAUCCCAGGACCAGAUGGACUUGAAGGCUCCCUGGGACUUAAGGGCCCUCAGGGCCCAAGAGGAGAGGCUGGUGUGAAAGGAGAAAAAGGAGGUGUGGGAAGUAAAGGUCCCCAGGGGCCUCCAGGACCCGGAGGAGAGGCAGGGAAUCAAGGCCGUUUGGGAAGCCAAGGAAAUAAAGGAGAACCUGGAGAUCUGGGAGAAAAAGGAGCCGUUGGCUUUCCUGGUCCUCGUGGCUUGCAGGGCAAUGAUGGCAGUCCAGGUUAUGGUAGUGUCGGACGCAAGGGAGCAAAGGGACAAGAAGGAUUCCCUGGAGAAAGUGGACCUAAGGGUGCGAUUGGGGACCCUGGUGGUCCAGGAGAGACUGGGCUGAAGGGAGCUAGAGGCAAAAUGAUAUCUGCUGGGCUUCCAGGAGAGAUGGGAUCCCCUGGGGAACCAGGACCUCCUGGACGUAAGGGUGUGAAAGGAGCCAAAGGCUUGGCUUCAUUUUCUACAUGCGAGCUCAUUCAGUAUGUGCGAGACCGCAGUCCUGGCAGGCAUGGAAAACCGGAAUGCCCAGUGCACCCAACCGAGUUGGUGUUUGCCCUGGACCACUCCCGGGAUGUCACUGAGCAGGAAUUUGAGCGGAUGAAGGAGAUGAUGGCUUUCCUGGUGAGAGACAUUAAGGUCCAGGAGAACAGCUGCCCCGUGGGAGCGCGCAUCGCCAUCCUCUCCUAUAACUCCCACGCCAGGCACCUUGUGCGCUUCUCAGACGCCUACAAGAAGAGUCAACUUCUCAGAGAAAUUGAAGCUAUUCCUUAUGAGAGAUCCUCUGCCAGCAGGGAGAUUGGUAGAGCAAUGCGGUUUAUUUCCAGGAAUGUCUUCAAGCGGACGCUUCCGGGGGCGCACACGAGAAAAAUCGCCACAUUUUUCAGCAGCGGUCAGUCCGCGGAUGCCCACUCCAUCACCACGGCCGCCAUGGAGUUCGGCGCGCUUGAAAUCAUUCCCGUGGUGAUCACUUUCAGCAACGUGCCCUCGGUCAGGCGCGCAUUUGCGAUUGACGACACUGGCACAUUUCAAGUAAUAGUGGUUCCCUCCGGGGCCGACUACAUACCAGCAUUAGAGAGACUCCAGCGGUGCACUUUCUGCUAUGAUGUAUGCAAGCCAGAUGCUUCUUGUGACCAAGCCAGACCACCCCCUGUGCAGUCUUACAUGGAUGCUGCUUUCCUUCUGGAUGGCUCCCGGAACAUCGGAAGUGCUGAAUUUGAAGACAUAAGAGCCUUCCUUGGAGCACUAUUAGAUCACUUUGAAAUCACCCCAGAGCCGGAGACUUCUGUCACUGGAGACCGGGUGGCCCUAUUGAGCCAUGCUCCCCCCGACUUCCUACCCAACACUCAGAAGAGUCCAGUUAGAGCUGAGUUCAAUCUUACCACCUACAGAAGUAAGCGCCUCAUGAAGAGGCAUGUGCACGAGUCAGUUAAACAACUAAAUGGAGAUGCUUUUAUUGGUCAUGCCUUACAGUGGACUCUGGACAAUGUAUUUUUAAGUACACCCAAUCUGAGAAGAAACAAAGUCAUAUUUGUGAUAUCUGCUGGGGAAACCAGCCACUUAGAUGGGGAAAUCUUAAAGAAGGAAUCCUUGCGAGCCAAAUGUCAGGGAUAUGCCCUAUUUGUGUUUUCCCUUGGCCCUAAUUGGGAUGACAAGGAACUGGAGGAUCUCGCCAGCCACCCUUUGGAUCACCACCUGGUCCAGCUUGGCCGAAUUCAUAAACCUGACCACAGUUAUGGUGUGAAGUUUGUGAAGUCCUUUAUAAACUCAAUCAGGCGUGCAAUCAACAAAUAUCCACCAAUAAACUUAAAAAUAAAGUGCAACAGACUUAACUCUAUAGAUCCAAAGCAGCCCCCACGACCGUUCCGAAGCUUUGUUCCUGGACCACUUAAAGCUACCCUCAAAGAAGAUGUAUUACAGAAGGCAAAAUUCUUUCAAGAUAAAAAAUAUCUUUCAAGAGUAGCAAGAAGUGGCAGAGAUGAUGCUAUUCAAAAUUUUAUGAGAAGCACCUCCCAUACCUUUAAGAAUGGAAGGAUGAUAGAAAGUGCUCCCAAACGACAUGAUUAAAAAAAUGCUUGAACAACUUAGCCUUAGGAAGCAUGGUAAGACUCUGGACUUAAAUAGUAACUAAAUCUGCUGCCAGAACUCAAGCAACAGUUUGUAGGUUAUCAGGUGACUUGACCCCCUGCAUUCAUUGGUAUUAAGAUAUAUCUUGUUCAUUUAUUUGACCACUCCUGACAAUUCCAGCACUCUACGACUGAUAUGUCGAAGAACUGUUUCAUUAGAAGACAGAAGAAUGAAAGAAGUGUUUUGAAAAGUCUAAUGGAGAUAUAAUUUGAAGGUAAAAUUUAUAUGAUGUAUGCAUAUGUGUACAUGGGUCAAUGUUAAUUCCUUUAUCUCUGUCCAGUUCAUUUUCUGCAAACCCAUCCUCCUUUCCUAAUUUAGUAAUGUCUAAUGCUCAUCUAUUUAAUCAAAGUUAUUUUUUAACGUUUUAAGCUACUCCAAAAUUUACCCUAGAAAUGGAUGCUGUUUAUACAUCGUAUUUUUUUUUUUAAAUGUGACCUUCUAUUCCACUUAAACACACCACUGUGGGAGUUGUUUGCUUGGACUGAUGAGAAGAGGGUCAUUUUCUCCAUCUCUAAAUCCUCCUGAACUCACUGAAAAACUCAUUAAUUCCCGCAGAACAUAAAUUAUUGCUUUUGAGCUGGACGUUUUCUCUUCAUUAGGAAGCUUACUGCCAUUUUGAUGGAGUUUGAAGCCCCCAUUUUGAUGGACUUCUAGUCUGUCUUUCCUGUUAUGGUCAUUUAUUAAUUUUCACUAAUCCAUAUAUUCUUUAGACAAGGAGAGUCAAGAAACAGCUUGUCAUAGAUGAAGCUCUGAGUUACUUUUACCCAUCAGGUAGCUGUUUAGUCAAUAAUAAACAGCACCAAAACAGGAUUGGCAGAGCUCUUAAAAACAGCCUUAAAUACACACUGAGUUUAGAAAAAUGUAAGAAAAUCAUUGUUUUAAUCUACAAAUUCAUAUGCAGUUGCAGAGAUGCAAAAGAGAUCAGAGUAAGUUAAAGUAGGAAAGGUUUUAUAGAAGUAUUGAUGGCUGUGUCCUCAUCUGCAUUUUUGUUUUUAUGAUAGGGCUGAUAUUUUCAACAACGAAACACCCAAUGUUCAGACCUUACCUCAGUCUAAGAGCUGGCUCCACAGUUGGUAGCAAUGGCCCUGUUAGGCAGACUGUCCCCCUCUUUGGGAAUGGAAAGAAGCCCUGCCUGGAUGCAUGGAGCUUCCAUGCAUGGAAUACUGACACCAAGGACAUUCAGAUUUUCUUUCCUAUACCUAUUUUCAUAAAAUUUGGAAAGAAAAACUAUCUGCAGUAUUUUUUUAAAACUUCUGCUAUUCUUACUUAGAGAAAUCCAGAGAUAGCACCUCAUGUCUUCAGAGGAGCAAGAAGUUCAAGGAGUUAAAUGUCACAUUCAUACUCAGGUAAUAGAGAAGAAUAAAACACAUCAGGUUUGCUUCAUCUAUCCUAAGUGGUGCUUAGGGGUUCAGAAAAAAUGUUUCAAGUACAAAAAAAUGUUUCAAGUACAGGAAAUUAAUGAGCAAUAUUUACUAUGUAUGUUAAUAAAAGGGAUUUUUCUAGUUAACUCUGAGUUAAGCACGAACUCCUUUCUUUUGUUAAUUGUUGGAAAUACCAUUAAGAUGUAUUUGUCUGUUUUUCCGCAUUGGCAAGUAAAGAACAUCAAACAAAUAUUCCCUUGGUGACAGAUUAUUUUUAGUAUUUUGGGCCAUCUUUUGAAUCACUAAUAGGUGAGAGCUCUAAAAGUUCCUUUUUAAAAAUCCCUAAUAUUAGUAUUUUCCCUGAUUUAC
Gorilla gorilla gorilla (western lowland gorilla) is the source of this 8837-nucleotide messenger RNA. RefSeq names its product collagen alpha-6(VI) chain. The transcript has 37 exons. The coding region runs from base 205 to 7047 and encodes 2280 amino acids. The record is from RefSeq and is a predicted model, not a curated record. NCBI's taxonomy places the organism in Eukaryota, Metazoa, Chordata, Mammalia, Primates, Hominidae.